This is a messenger RNA of Dicentrarchus labrax (European seabass), 1675 nucleotides long. RefSeq names its product mannose-binding protein C. NCBI's taxonomy places the organism in Eukaryota, Metazoa, Chordata, Actinopteri, Moronidae. Bases 191 to 910 code for a protein of 239 amino acids. The record is from RefSeq and is a predicted model, not a curated record. The transcript has 7 exons.
GCUGCUUUGCCUACACAAACCCCUGCUGCCUCGGACUGGCCGCUCUCAUCUUCUCCAUCAAGAGGAUUGCAUCGAUAGAGUUGGAGCUGCUCACUACGUCACCAAGUUGGAUCUGCUAAAGGGCAACUGCCAUUUUUUUUUGGAGGCAGCACAGAGGCAGCACAUAAAGCAGAUAAUUCCUGGUUUAUACAUGAUGAGGAUUCAUCUCCUAUUCCGUGUCCUCUGCCUGAUGGCUCCUUUUGGCUACAAUCAGCUUCAAGCUUCUCCUGGUCCCAAAGGUGGGAAAGGAGAUCCUGGGCCACCUGGACCACCUGGACCACCUGGACCACGACCACCUUGUCUUUGCACUAUAAGUGGACUUCCAGGUUUGCCAGGGGACCAAGGACGACGUGGAUUACCUGGACUUCCUGGACUUCCUGGACUUCCUGGACCAGCUGAAUCCAUUCUGUGUGGACAAGAUAUAUUUGACCCCACCAUCAGCCAGGACCUUAAAACCUUAACGAAGAGCACUACUACGUUAGAGCUGAUUAUAAACUAUGACUUUGUACGCAAAGUUGGUCAGAAAUAUUUUGUGUCCAACAAGGAGAGAGACUCUUUCUCCAGAGCUGUCGAGUUCUGCUCCCAGCAAGGCUUGGAGCUGGCGUUGCCCCAGAACGAGGAGGAGAACACCGCACUGACUGAAGUAUUUGUGGACGUUUACAAAAUGGCCUGGAUCAAUGUCAACAAUAAAAAAGCAGAGGGGAAUUUUGAGACUGAUAUGAGAAACCAACCUUUGACCUUCACCAAAUGGGGAGAAGGGCAGCCAGACAAAUCCAUUGAGGACACAGGCUGCACCAUGCUGUCAGAAAAUGAUGUCUGGCGAGUGACACCUGAAUGCUCCUUCAAUGCUUACAUCAUUUGUCAGUUAUAGAAAGGUCUUAUAUCCCUUGCAUGUCUUGUUUUAAUGGAAAGUUUUUAAUUUACUUUAUUGAAUAAAUUGUUUGAAAUAAAAGAAAACUGUAGAAAAAAAGGUCCCUCUCAGAUGUGGAAUAGGUAAGAGUGCCAACUGUGUCUGUUAAAGUGGCGACUUUUUACUAUUCAGACACAGUCACACCUUGCCUUUUUCAGGGAAUCUAUCAUAUAAAAUGGUUGUCUUGAGCUUUGAUUUAGAUGAGUAUUAUAUCAUUGUCCUGAUUCUAGUUUGGGGAGAGAAAACUGUAUAAAAAAUUUAAUCUGCAAGCAUUUUCUCAUUGUGCUAAUACACUGCACUAUAACUUUUACCCUCCUGUUUUAACUAUUUAUUUUCUAUCUCACUCUUUUAAUAUUUAAAUGUUCUUUUGCAUUACUUUUUGCUUUUACAUUGUGUUGUAGUUAGUUGAAGAAAGAGUGUUGAGUCUCAUUCCCAGGUCGUCAAUAACCAUCUAUCUUCAAGACACCAACCCAAAGUGUUUUUUUUAUCUUGCUUGGCUCUGAUUGGUUGUUUUCGUUCAGGUCCGGUGGAUUCUUGUAAGUUCCAUUAAGAGCACUCAGAUUAGCCAGAGAAACCAGAUUUUUUCACAAAUUAUCUGUUGUGUCUGUUAUAAACAUUACCUACUGCAGCUUUAAUGCCCUUUAUUUUUUAUGUAAAAGUACUUUGAAUUACCUUUGUUUUGAAAUUCAUUAUACAAAUAAACUUGCCUUGCCUGCCUUUAUAGCA